This is a messenger RNA of Cygnus atratus (black swan), 3627 nucleotides long. RefSeq names its product transmembrane protein 255A (gene TMEM255A). The record is from RefSeq and is a predicted model, not a curated record. The coding region runs from base 62 to 1033 and encodes 323 amino acids. NCBI's taxonomy places the organism in Eukaryota, Metazoa, Chordata, Aves, Anseriformes, Anatidae. The transcript is spliced from 9 exons.
GGCGCCGCGGAGCCGCUGCCCGGGCCGGGGCCAGGGCCGGGGCCGGGGCCCGGCGGGCAGCAUGCGGCAGGCCCUGACUCAGCAGCGGCCGGGCGGCAUCGCCCUGCCCGACUCCGUGGGGUCGUUCAAUAGAAGAAAAAGAAAUUCCCUCUACGUAACUGUGACUCUCCUCAUUGUGUCAGUAUUAAUUCUAACGGUGGGCCUAGCUGCUACAACAAGAACCCAAAAUGUGACUGUUGGAGGUUAUUACCCAGGGGUUAUUCUUGGUUUUGGGUCGUUUCUUGGAAUAAUUGGAUCAAACUUGAUAGAAAACAAAAGGCAAAUGCUGGUCGCAUCGAUUGUCUUCAUCAGCUUUGGUGUCAUUGCUGCGUUCUGCUGUGCCAUAGUAGAUGGCGUCUUUGCUGCCAGACACAUAGAUCUGCGGCCGCUGUAUGCAGGACGAUGCCAGUACUACUCCAAGAGCACCACGCCGCCAGAGGCAAUCUGUCAUCCACAACGCCGUGCACCCUGCACACCGAAAAUAAAAACCAACACCUGCUUCUGUUGUGACCUGUACAACUGUGGGAACAGAGUAGAGAUUUCUGGAGGCUACUAUGAAUACAUUGAUGUCAGCAGCUGCCAGGACAUCAUUCACCUUUACCACUUGCUUUGGUCGGCAACAAUUUUGAACAUAGUGGGGCUAUUCCUAGGGAUCAUUACAGCAGCGAUACUUGGAGGCUUUAAAGACAUGACUCCUUCCCUCCCUACGCUGAACUGCACGGUUGAAAAUGCACAUCCUACGGUGUCCUAUUACUCGAGGCCACAGGUGACAUCUUACAACACCUACUACCACAGCACUCCUCACCUGCCUCCGUACUCCGCGUAUGACUUUCAGCAUUCCAGCAUGUUUCCAGCCUCCACUCCUUCUGGCCUCUCCGAUGACCCCCAGUCAGUGUCACCUUCUCCCAGCUAUAUGUGGUCUUCCAAUGCACCUCCUCGUUACUCCCCACCGUAUUUUCCACCUUUUGAAAAGCCACCACCUUAUACGCCAUAAAGAAUGUGGGAGAGAAGAAAUACUUGCCAUUGAAAUAAUUGUGAACAUUUUGUAUUUAUAUUUUACUGUGGGAGGAAGUAGGAGGAUAGAAACAGAAGAUAAUUGCAAAUAUGACUAGUUGAUCAGACUGUUAUUUCAUGCAAGACUUAUUUCAGAGGUUUAUCAAUGAGGUGUGAGGAAGGGGAUGUAUUGCGGAUGUUUUGCAGUGGUGGUGAGUAGCAGGGGACCUAAAUUCCAGCCUCCUCAUUUUCCAGUGAGGUUCAUAUAGUCAUUGGUUUUUAAUAGUGAUACGGCACGUAUGUUAGAUUCUGGUCUGCCUUACUCCAUCUUGAGCCAAGCUGAAGUAAGAGUAGCCAGGACCAACAGCUGCCCAAGAAUAUCUAUCUGUUCAAGGUGAGUGUGCUUGCAGACAGGUCAGCUUGAUGCUUGUUUUGUUUGGUCUUUGGUCUCCAGUUGUUGGGAUUUUGUGGGGCCACAGAACCUAGCUCAUGUCACUUGUUGAUUACAGUCUGUGUAAUGGAAAUCCUCGUGAGGAGCCACGACAGUGUCUCUUAACACUAAAACUAAUGAAUAGAGGUAACUUCAUAGGGUAUUUUCAUAUUUGUCUAGCAGAACAACUGGAAUAUUGCUUUUUUGACAGGAGAAACUUUAAUAAGCUUUAUUAGCUGGUUUAUUUUGGGUUACUUAAGAUAAAAGGUGAAAUGCAGUUGUUUGUCUCUGAAUUCUGUAUAUGUAAUGCUGAAAUCAAACAGUUUGGGUGGUUGCACUGCCUAAAUCUUCCUUGUAUUCCUAAAAAGAGCAUCAGGAACUAUCCACAAGUCACUGAAACAGUGCAGUGAAAACUUUUUUUUUUCCCUUCUGUUUGGUUGGGAAUUUUUUUUAAGCUUCUAAUUUUAACUUUUUUAACGAGUUGAAUCAGCACCCUGAAUAAGCACCGUUUUAGUAGCUGUAUUACAGGCUGCACAUAAGGAAUUUCCACUACUAGUUCUCCAAGAUGUCUCACAUGGAUAAAAUUCAACACCAUGUAAUAUAGGAUGAAGCUGAUAGGAAUUUACAAUUAUUGUCGUGACUUUCAUUUAGUCUUCAGCUGAUGACUGUGCUGAUUGAUCUAGAUUCCAACAGAUUUUGCAUGCAUCCUGCAUAACAAAAGAAGGUCAGCUUUGUUAUGGGAUACAAUAAUGUCCUGUAAAGUGUGGUUCUACUCCAGGAAGUGACUUCAGAUGACAGCUUUUAGAUCUGAGCUGCUCAACCUGAGCAUUCUCAACUGCUUGCUUCAGAGGUUUAAAAAAAAAAAAAAAGGUAUUGACAUCUUAUUCCUUAUUUCCUAAAGAUUUGAUUUCCUUUGCACCAAACUGUUGAUCCUAUUCUUAAGUGGUCUACAUGACCUUCAAUUUGAUGCAGACAGAAAGGUACCAGAAAGCUAAAUCUGGCAUGCAGAAUCUGGAAGUGGUAUACAUGCUAGGGAAAGAAAACAACAGCUAGAAUUUAAACUGUAGCAUUUCUCUGCUCUUAAGCUAAAAAAAUUGAAAUACUGUCAAAAUGGAAAAUAAAUGCUGAAGUCCCUGAUCUCACUUUUCAAAGUAUACCCACACUUUAUAAUGCUGUUUUUACUACUAUGCAUUUGCAAAGCCUUUAGGCUCGGCUGCGUGUUAACCUUAUCAUUCCACUGUCAAACACUAGUCAAUAUAUCAGUAAGUUAAAGUAUGACACCUUUUAUCCAGAAGCAAACAUGUACCUCUUCUCCAGCAACAAAGAAAAAUAAAUAGCUGGAGAAAGCAAUACAGCUCUUGGGAUUUAAAGCAGUAGUGUAUGCAGAACAUUUCCUGGUGACAUUUUAUUUUACUGAGAUCGUUGAAGUGCAGCUCCUGUAAAUUUGCAUAUUGAAAAUAAAUUUGCAUACUAGGGCUUCAUCCAUUUUAUAUUACAUUUUUGUGAACGAAAUAUUGUUAAAGAGAUUCGUGUGCAAUUUCCAAAUAGGCAGUACCUCUGAUAAAACUCCCCACAAACCUAGAAUUUGAAGGACACAAAUUUAAUAUCAGAAAACUUUUUAUUGCUGCAUCCUUGAAAUGGAAGCUAACAGUCCUGUCCCACUUUCAACAAACGUACUAUACCAUUUGUGCCUGUCUACUAAAUAGGGCUAGAAGGACUAGGGGGCACUACAGGACAGGACUAAGAAAACUCUUGAGGGGAGCACAACUUAGUGGCAGAGAAACAAUAAGGAAAUGAUGGUGUCAUUGGUUUCGACUUGACAGAUAUACCAAACUUAGGAAAUUAUCCAAAUUCUUGUUUUUUAAGGAACUCUAAGGAAUAUUUAAGCAAAAAUUACAUUGCUGCUUUAAAUUCACUGUAAAAGGAUAAGGCCAUUGUCACAUUUAUAAAAAAAAAAAUAAAAUAAAAAAAAUAAAAAAAAAUUACCAGUUGGAUUUUUCUGUUGAACUACCCACUACCUUCUGCUUGAGUAAAACUAAGUGUUUAAUGUAAAUGCAACAUUCUGCACUGUAUUCAUUAUUUCUUAUGCAAACGUAAACUUGUGACUCAUAUGUACCCUUUUAUUACUUUACCAAAGUUAAAUAAAAUUGUGUGAUUUUUGUAAA